This is a messenger RNA of Linum tenue, 3703 nucleotides long. The record is from the annotation of a GenBank genome assembly. NCBI's taxonomy places the organism in Eukaryota, Viridiplantae, Streptophyta, Magnoliopsida, Malpighiales, Linaceae.
AAAUCCUUGUGGUAAGAUGUUGAAACUCAACUUCUGUCCGACGCCGGAGAUGGAGCUCCUCAAUCCUCCACGAACAUUUCCACCGGACCAUUCUUUCUCCUCUUUCAAACUCUUACUCCCAAAUUCCCGUUCCAAAUUCCAUGCCUUCUUCAUCUCUAGAAAUCCAAGCCGUUCACCCUUGUUACCUAGCUCUAGGAAUCUCCGCGUUUCAGCCCAUUUCGGUCGCCCCCCCCGCCGCAGAAACUCGCUCCGGAAAAAGCUCAACGGUGAUGACCAACAGGUUAGGCAAUUGACCUCAAUUUCCGCUCCUUCGUUCUCUGAUAGCCAGAACCCACCUCUAAAUUUAGGAAAUUCUAAGGAAAGUUUAGCUCUUGAUGAAGAACAAGGGACGGACUAUGUUACUGUGGAAAAUGUUGUUAGGAAUGAGUUGAAACCGAAAGUUGACAAAUUUGGGAUUUCUGUUCCGUUAUCACGGCUGAAGAAUUGGAUUGAUCAGCAUAAGCUCGAUUCCGCUUAUUGGGGUGUUGGGUCUAGUCCAAUUUUCACUGUUUUUCAUGAUAUAGAUGGCAAGGUAAGGCGGGUUUCAGUUGAUGAAAAUGAGAUACUGGAGAGAAGCAAGAUUGCGAGCAAUGAGCUCGAGAGUUCAGCUCAAGUGCAGUCGAAAAUCUCGUAUGCUAAGGAAUUAGCUAUGGAUAUGGAAAGAGGGAGAAUUGUGAUUCAGAAGAAUAGUUCGGUAGCUAAAUUUGUUGCUUUAGGUGGAGAAUCUAGUUUCCGAAGCACAAUUCAGGAUGUAGUCGCCCACCCUCGGUUUUUCCCCAUACUCUCAAGGGUUGGCAAAUUGGUUUUGUUUAGUUUAGUUGCAGCCUGGGCACUGAAAAGAUUAUUGCACUCCGAGAACAAGGAGGUAAAACACUCGGAGUUGGAGAAGGAAAUGAUGAGGAGAAAGAUGAAGUGGAGAAAGGAGAAAGAAGCAUUGGAAGGGAGUGGAAUGGAGGUUGUCGAUGAAGGUUUGGAGAAGGUGCAGAUAUUGGCAGUUGAGAGGCCUAAGCUGGAUAAGCAACAACUUAUGAAGAAUAUAUAUGAAUCGAAUGUUGGGAAAGGUAGAUUGACAGCUCCAGAAGCUUCUAGUUCCCAAACUAUGAAGUCUGUAGAAUUUGAUCCAAGAAUUCAGCAAAUCAGAGCCAUGGCAAGGAAAGCCCGUAAAAUUGAGAGGGAGGAGCAAUCCAUGGAUGAAAAGAUUGAGAAAGGUAACCAGAAUUUGGACAUCGAAUCGUUCCAAUCUCAAGAUUCCACUUCUAGUGAGCUUAGAAUGAGGGAAUCAUUAGAUGAUCUUGAAGCUGAUAAAGAUGAUAGUUUACACAUAGAACCUAUUGAUUGGAGCAAGUCAAUGCAAGAUGUUUCGGAUAACUGGCAAGGUAUGGUCAAUGGGGAUGAUAUGGAAUCAACUCUGGGUACUAAUAACGAAUCAUCUUUGUCAAGUCAAUCUACUGCACCAAAACCAAAGCUUAUAAGGUCGGUACAAGAAGCUAGAGAGUUCCUUUCUAACAGAAGAUCCAAGAAUGUCCAAGACUCUCAGGCUGCUUCAUUGAGCAUGUCUCAUGAUAAUAUGCCUAUUGGCAAAAGAAGCCAAUUACCCGACAUGCAUAUAAAAGCAUCAGCACUGUCUACUUCUUUCUCAAAUGAUGAUGCGAGUGGCAAUGACAUGGUUGGUAGACAGGCUGAAGAAGUGGCAAAUUGGGUGGAGGAAAAUAGCAAUGAAGUAGAGCCGAUAUUUAAGAUGAUUGGGGAUGGCUUUAGAGAUAGUUUUAAGGUAGCUAGGGAAACUGCAAACCAGAACACAAAUACAAGUCUUGAUUUAUUAAAGCUUGAGUACAAAGACGACGAUGGUGAACUUUACUGGAUGAAAGAUGAUGCGCUUAGAGAUAUAGUUUUUCGAGUUCGAGAAAAUGAGUUGUCUGGUCGUGAUCCAUUUUACAUGAUGGAACCGGAAGACAAGCAUAAUUUUUUUGAAGGACUUAAGAAAAAGGUUGAGAGAGAGAAUGAAAAGCUGCUUAAAGUGCACGUCUAUCUACAUGCAAACAUUGAAAAUCUUGAUUACGGAGCAGAUGGCAUCAGCCUGUAUGAUCAAGCAGAAAAGAUCAUACCACGCUGGAAAGGGCCUCCAACGGAAAAAAACCUUGAGUUUCUUGAAGACGUAAUUCAAAAACAAAGGGACACUGUUCUAAAUGGAGAAGAUGAUAGGUCUUACCAUUUUGUAAAUGGUAAAGAACUUGAUAAAUUCUCAGAAUCUCGGCUGGCCAAGAAUAUUAAACCUUCUUCAGCAAACCACGUAUUAAGAAAGCAUAUCAACGAGAAGGAUCCAAAAGCAUCUAGAAUCGUUAUAGAAGGUAGUGAUGGCUCCACUAGACCUGGUCAAAAAUCAGGUAAGGAGUUCUGGCAACACACAAAGAAAUGGUCUCGGGGAUUCCUAGAAUGUUAUAAUGCAGAGCCAGAUCCAGAAACUAAAUCUGUUAUGAAGGAUAUUGGAAAGGAUCUAGACAGAUGGAUCACUGAAGAAGAAAUUCAGGAAGCAGCAGAUAUGAUGACCAAGUUGCCCGAGAGAAAUAAGGAGUUCCUGGAAAAGAAGAUCAAUAAGUUGAAAAGAGAAAUGGAACUGUUUGGACCACAAGCUGUGGUUAGCAAGUAUCGGGAGUAUGCUGAGGAUAAGGAAGAGGAUUUCUUAUGGUGGCUUGAUCUUCCACAUGUUCUCUGCAUUGAGUUAUACACAACCGAAAAUGGAGAGCAGAAAACUGGAUUUUAUUCAUUAGAGAUGGGUGUGGAUCUCGAGCUGGAUCCUAAACCAUGUCAUGUGAUUGCUUUCGAGGAUGCUCAUGAUUGCAAGAACCUCUGUUACAUAAUUCAGGCACACUUGGAAAUGCUAGGAAACGGCCAUGCUUUUGUUGUUCCCAGACCGCCCAAGGACACCUUCAGGGAAGCCAAAGCAAAUGGAUUCAGUGUUACUGUCAUCAGGAAAGGACAGCUGCAGCUGAAUAUAGACCAACCAUUGGAGGAGGUGGAGGAAGAGAUCAGUGAGAUAGGGAGCAAAAUCUACCACGAUAAACUUAUGCAGGAUCGCGGUGUGGAUAUGAACUCGCUGAUGAAGGGUGUGUUCGGCUCGAGUAGCCAGACCACCAAAGGUUUGAGGAAGAGAGCAAAGAGGAAAUCGAAGAAGGAAACAGAGAAGCGAGCGCAAUGUUAGUGUAACCAGGCAACAGGCUGUGGGGGCAUGGAAUAUGGAUCAAGUUGCAGGGCAGAGCAUGGGCAAGCUGAAGAAGCCAUCCCUCAUGAGGUUUGAAGGAAGAGCCAAGGAGCAAGAGGCAGAAUGUUUUCUCUUCUUUUGGAAGCAUAUCAUAUGCCUGGCGUGAACAUAUACAACAAUGAUUGGGCAAGUGAUAUUUUGAGGUUGUAUUCCCAUGGGUUUCCCUAGUUGUAUUAGUAUUACUCAAGGAAUGCAGCUUAUGUUCAAAUACAAGUUUGUGGUUUAAGGUCCACUUAAUUUCAAUCUAGCUUAACAGAUCAAAGGUAGCAAGAAGAUAAGUACUAAGAGUUGUUCACAGUGACGAAAGGUACUUUCUACAACUGGAGGUUUAGUUACACAUGAUAAUAGAUGAAAACAUAAUUGCAAUAGAAGAAGAAUUCUUCUUGAAAUCGAGCGAUCCUCCAA